CUGUCAUCCCUCCGGCUGUCAUCCCUCCGCUGUGCUGGCCCUGCGCUGGGUGGGCGCGUCCCGGAGCCGGGGCCGCGAGGAGGGCGGGGUGCGUCUGCCGCCGGCCCGGGGCGGGGCGGGGAUGGUGAAGCCCAAGGGGACCCCCGCGCCCGCCCCGUGCGACCCCGUGGCCGAGCCAGGGCUGGCCACGAAGCUCACACGGAAGAAGAAAAAGAAAAGAUUCUGGAAAAACAAGGCGCGAGAAGCCAGCAGGAAACCGGGAGGCGACCCCGCGGUUGCGCUGCGACCCCCGAGGGCCCCGGAGGCCUUUUCCCAGAACUGGAAGGCGCUGCAGGAGGUGUUGAAACAACAAUCACAGGCCCCGGGAAAGCCUCUUGUUCUCUCUCCGCGGAAUUCCAAAAAGCAGCCCCAAAUGACCCAGCAGGACCGAAAAGCAGAGAGCGAGGAGGCGGGGACAGACAAGGCAGGCGGAGCGGCCCCCGCGGGCUCUGUUCCUCCAGCAUCACUGCCCAACAGGAGGGCGCCAGCGCCCCCCAGGAAGGCCCGCGGAGCAGAGCGCGCUGAGAAAGCAGCCAAGAGGACAAAUGGUGACAUUUCUCCAAAACGAGGGGACCUCAAAUAUAAGAAGCGGAAAGCCCAAGAGGUGACUGCAGCCUUGACCUCAGCCCCGCCCACCGAACAAGACAUCUGGUUCGAUGACGUUGACCCGGUGGAUAUCGAAGCGGCCAUGGGCCCGGAGGCAGCCCAGAUAGCGAGGAAGCAGCUGGGCGAGCGGGGGAGCGGCGCGGCGCUGGUGAAGGAGCAGGCCUUCAGCGGGCUGACGAAAGCCUUAGCCCUGGACUGCGAGAUGGUGGGCGUGGGCCCCGCGGGGGAGGACAGCCUGGCCGCCCGCGUGUCCGUUGUGAACCAGUAUGGCAAGUGUGUCUACGACAAGUACGUCAAGCCGACCCAGCCCGUGACCGACUACAGGACGGCGGUCAGCGGGAUCCGGCCGGAGCACCUCCAGCAGGGAGAAGCAUUUGCUGUCGUUCAGAAGGAAGUGGCCGAGAUGCUGCGGGGCCGGAUCCUCGUGGGACACUCGCUGCACAACGACUUAAAGGUCCUCUUCCUUGAUCAUCCGAGAAAGAAGGUUCGGGACACACAGAAAUACAAGCCCUUCCAGCGGCAGGUGGAGAGUGGAAGGCCGUCUCUGAAGCUGCUGGCCGAGAGGAUCCUGGGCGUGCGGGUGCAGCAGGCGGAGCACUGCUCGAUUCAGGAUGCCCAGGCAGCAAUGAGGCUCUACGUCACGGUGAAGAAGGAGUGGGAGCGCGCAGUCCAGGACAGGCGCCCCGCCGCGGCCGCCACUCCAGACCAUGGCAGGGACGACGCGUAGCGGAGCCCACCACCCCGUGGCAGCGUUUCCGUCCACAGGCACGUGUGACCAAAUCACAGGACAGAUGGAGUCUCCCCAGAGUGCGACAAAUCGUGGCAGCGGGAUGGGGCGCACGUGCUGCUGAGGGCCACCCCUUUCCUCCGAUGGGAAAGUCGUGUGUCCUGGCACAGCCAGUAGGUGGCGCUGGGACCCUUGUGGAGGCCGCCAUGUGGCAGCCGCUCUGCUGGGUUCACGGAGGCCCAGGGUAGGAAGCAGCCAGGUAUUCACGCCUUCCUCCGAGGAGGCCCCUUCCCUCCGCCGCAGCAGUGGGGGGGUCUGCAGCUCAGCCACGGCCUCGCCGAGGAGUUCCUGUGGCCGCCCCUGGACUGGAGCGGGUGGCAGUGUUCCUCCCUCCCGCCCCACCGCGCGCCAAGUUCAACCCCUGGGUCAGAGCCCACGCUGCGGCCACACCGGGCUCAGGCUGCCCGCGGGGUGGGCUGUUACUGCUGCAGUGCCUCCCGGGCCGGAGCCACCUGCGAUCUGACCAGGGCAGCGCCGGGUGCCUGAAGCCCGAGGCUUUGCUGCGGCGACAGGUACAAAAAGGCCCAACCCACUGAGGACACGAUUGGACGUGAGUGCGGCUUUACUUGAGGUGGGGCUGGGGGAGCCUGUGUCCUUGCUCAGAACGUUCUGGAAGGGUGGUAUCCGACACGGCCGCUGGCCCAGCCGGGGCUGAGGCAUGUACCGAGACGCAUCCAGCAGCUGCCCCUCCCCCUCCCUAAGGAAAAGGCCGGGUCAGCGGGCAGCCCCACGCGGCAGGACGGAAGGCACCGGGCAGGGGGCGGGGAUCCGGAGGUGUUGGUCUUCUGGGGCCACAGCGGACGGCUCCUGGGCAGAGCAGGGCAGCCUGGCCGCCUCCAGGCUCUGCAGCACCCUCUCCGCGUACGAGACCAGCUCCUGGGAGAGGGGGGUGGGCCCAUCAGCUCCACCAGCAGGCGUCUGAGUCCCUUGCCAUUGAAAGCUGAUGGCUGCCCUCAGGCUCAGACACAGACCCACAGGCAGGAGGCGCCGCCAAAACUGCACACAGCGGCCGGGCCGCCCCACAGAAGCCCCAGUCGGGCUCCUGGACUUAGCCACCCGGCCUGACAGGGCGGGGGGUGAGGCCUGGUUCUCGGGGCGCUGCCCACACUCACCAGGCUGGUCUUAGCCACCUGAUCUGAUUGGUGGGUGUGGGGGGGGGAGGCCUGGGUCUCGGGGCGCUGCCCACACUCACCAGGCUGGUCUUAGCCACCUGAUCUGAUUGGUGGGUGUGGGGGGGGGAGGCCUGGGUCUCGGGGCGCUGCCCACACUCACCAGGCUGGAGGUGAAGCGCUCCUUGACCUCCUGGACCAGGGUCUGGAUGCCGCUGGACACCAGCUCGCACAGGAUGUCCUCUGUGGGCAGUGAGGGUCCUGAGGCCAGGCCUCCUCCCUCCGGAGCCCCUCCCAGCCGAGCCGGCCCGCACUCCCAGCUCAGGCACUUCUGAGGCGCUGGCAGGACCUGGCUGGGCCCCCAGCCUACUGAGGCUUAGCCUGAGCACCCCGACCUGGGGCUCAGGAGCCAGCACCUGCCAGCCUGGCGCAUGGUGGGCACUCGGAUCAUGUGAAGGGGAAUUUUAGGGGGCUUCCCUUGCAGGGGGAGCCGGGAGCAGGGUCCCUGCCCGCCAGUGUGCCGAGGGGUGGCGAGGGGGUCUCACGGUAGGAAGCCAGGU
Molecule: messenger RNA, 3101 nt
Organism: Eptesicus fuscus (big brown bat)
Lineage: Eukaryota; Metazoa; Chordata; Mammalia; Chiroptera; Vespertilionidae
Gene: REXO4
Product: REX4 homolog, 3'-5' exonuclease
Exons: 8
Coding region: 122-1372 (416 amino acids)
Biological process (GO): rRNA processing; DNA catabolic process
Cellular component (GO): nucleus
Molecular function (GO): 3'-5' exonuclease activity; nucleic acid binding
Source: RefSeq, a predicted model, not a curated record